AUGCGCUCAAGAAAUAUGGCUUCUACAGCACUUAAACGGUUAUUAACCGAAUACAAAGAAUUGACCCUCAAUGCUCCGGAAGGUAUUACUGCAGGGCCAGUCUCCGAAGAUUCAUUUUUCGAGUGGGAAGCAUUAAUAGCAGGGCCAGAAGGAACACCAUAUGAAGGUGGUAUCUUUCCUGCUGUGCUCAAAUUUCCCACAGAUUAUCCCCUCUCCCCGCCAACAAUGAAAUUUACAUGUGAAAUGUUUCAUCCUAAUAUUUAUCCCGACGGAAUGGUUUGUAUAUCGAUUCUUCAUCCUCCAGGUGAUGAUCCAAAUAUGUAUGAAAGUAGUUCAGAGAGAUGGUCACCGGUUCAAAGUGUUGAAAAAAUUUUAUUGAGUGUAGUUAGUAUGUUGGCAGAACCUAAUGAUGAAAGUGGUGCUAAUAUCGAGGCUUGUAAAAUUUGGAGAAGUGAUCGUGAAGAAUUUAAUAGGAUUGUCAGAGAUUCCGUUAGAAAGACACUUGGAUUGUAAUAAUAAUAUAGAUGAAUUUCAAUAAAUAUAGUUUUAGUUUUUUUUUUAAUUUAAAAUAAGAGGUUAUUUCCUUUUUUUUUGACAAAUACAAUAAUUUAUAUACAACUGUAAGUAAAUUAUAAUACAUAAUUGUAAUAAUUAUUUCAAGAAAUAAGUUGUUUAGAUAUUAAAUUGUUUAUAUGC
Messenger RNA from Rhizophagus irregularis DAOM 181602=DAOM 197198, 696 nucleotides. Its product is annotated as Ubiquitin-conjugating enzyme E2 7. The record is from RefSeq and is a predicted model, not a curated record. Gene Ontology annotation, cellular component: endoplasmic reticulum; cytosol. Lineage: Eukaryota; Fungi; Glomeromycota; Glomeromycetes; Glomerales; Glomeraceae.